GGCAAACUCGUUCCUCUUCUUCCUCGAUCGAUUUCUGAGACGUUACGUCAGGUUGACGUUUCCAAUGAUGUUCGUCAUGCUGGUAGCAUUCCUGCUCCCCCUUAUGGGCUCCGGGCCGGCAGACAAGGAAACCUACGAGAUGAUGGUCCAAGAGUGCGCUACAAGUUGGUGGAGAGUGUUGACUCACAACGACAACUUUCUUCAGGACCGCGCAAUGUGUCUGCAGCAUUUUUGGUACGUUGGUGCCGAUAUGCAGAUAUUUGUGAUCAUCGCAUUACCCCUGACCAUGCUCAUUAUUAGGUUUCCAAAGAUUUCGUGCGCUAUCGGAAUAGUGGCUGCUGUGGCAUUCUCAGCCUUGACAUCCGUCCAAAUACAUUUGUGGGACCAGCUUUAUGCCUUCAAUUUUGGAACUUAUGACACUGUAAAAUUGUCGGAGUCACUGAGCUUGAUCUACUUUCGCCCGUUCACGCAUGUGGGCUCGUACGUUUUAGGCAUUUUGUGCGGCUACUUGGCCUUCGUUCACAAGGAAGUGCAUAUUCAUUGGCUGCUGCAGAAAGUUCUGUGGCUCGCAUCUCUCGCCUUAGGGUCUUUUGUCAUUUUCGUCACAUAUCCGUGGAACAAUGGAACUACACCAGACGACGUCACUGCCGCACUUUAUGGAGGGUUCCACCGAACGCUCUGGGCGCUAGUGUUUUUCUGGCCUUCGUAUGCAUGCGCCACUGGCCGAGGAGGCCUCCUGUGCAAGUUUCUUGGCUGGAAUCUUUUCCUGCCAUUGUCUCGGCUUACUUACUGCAUAUAUUUGGUUCAUGGACUCGUUUUCUAUCUCCGUUCGAUGCGAGUUAGAACUCUGAUACAGAUGGAUGAAUUCUUCCAAUUCCUUCUGGCUGCUGGUGUUUUUACUGUGAGCAUCUUCUUCGCCUACUUAGUUCACCUGAUGGUCGAGGCACCCACGAUCCGUUUCGAAAAGAUGAUACUCGAUCGACCAACACGACUGAAAUCAGAAACGAAUGGCACACACAGAUCCGAAGACAAGAUGGAGAAAUCACAGCUAUGAUCUAAGGAACCACUAGUCCAAUGCCACAAUGCUCGUUUUUAAUGGCAUACCUGCC
Messenger RNA from Ixodes scapularis (black-legged tick), 1109 nucleotides. Its product is annotated as nose resistant to fluoxetine protein 6-like. The record is from RefSeq and is a predicted model, not a curated record. Gene Ontology annotation, molecular function: acyltransferase activity, transferring groups other than amino-acyl groups. The coding region runs from base 65 to 1054 and encodes 329 amino acids. NCBI's taxonomy places the organism in Eukaryota, Metazoa, Arthropoda, Arachnida, Ixodida, Ixodidae. The transcript is spliced from 8 exons.